GGCGUUGGGAAGUAGCGUAGGACUGCUCUGGAAAAAAAACCCAAUAACCUGUGUCAGAAUUAUCUGGAGACCGGAAUGAUUAAAAAAUGAGAAAUUAGCGAUUCAUUUUAGGUUUCAGUUAUUUUUUAAGUCAUUGAAUGUAUGACCUUGUGAACCUCGUGAUUCCCUUCAGUUUUCUCAAUUCGUUUUAUUUCUCCAGGAAACAAGUCUGUGUACCGUUAAAUAAAAUAUUUCGUUUUAAAGCAUUUUUGUUUCAAUGAUGAGAUCAGGUACACGUGUUCCGACCGUACUUUUAAGGUAUAUGAACAGCUAAAUGCAUAUCAGAUGGCAUGCAUUAAGCUGUUGAAACUGCUAGUUUAUUGCAUUAUGAUGGUUCUCUACAAAUAGGAAGGAGACACACCCACAUGAUCCGAUAAGUAACGUUUAUACUGAGCACCCAAUUUCUAGCCGAAAGUACAAACGCUGUUUGGCUUGCUGGAGCGCGUGCCCGACAUAGGGGGGCGGAGCCUAGCGCUCACGAGUUGCAGCGCGCAGGCGUGUCAGCACGUGUUCCCUUGAGCAGGAAGUAGUUGUGUUGUAAACGCAAGAGGUUAGAGUUUUGAUUUUUAAUUUUGAACAGUAACGUGAAACAGCACUUUAUUUUAUAUCCGUUUCCUUUAACAGCGGUCAGCAUACACAUGGACUGGAAGAGCUGUUCUCAAACAUUUUUAUUGCUAAUUGCAAGAUUAGUCUGUGCACUUCUUUGUAGAAAAAAAUGUAUCGAACAGUUGCUGUAGAUGGAUCGAUAAUCGUCUUAUUUUUUCACAGUAACGUGCGACCGAUUCGUUGUUUUGAUACACAAAAUUGUUAACUUUAUUUAGACGAGUGUCAGUCGCACUGGAGCUGGAGUGACGAGUGAAAACGAAAUGGGAGGCAUGUAGCUAAUCUUGCGCACACUGGAUUACUCGACUGGGCGUAAGAAGAUCGAGUAAAAGUCAGCAUUUGUACACAUUUACAAUAAAGGCACGGAAGGAGGUAAAAUGAGUAUUCGGGCUUUGUGGAUCAUCAGCCACUGCAAAGGAGAGCCUGGGACAGUACGGUUCUCAAAGCGGUACCCGACGGUCGAGAGACGUGCCCGGGAGAUGGCCGGGGCGAAGUAUGUGGCUGUCCCCGAGGACGCGGCUGUGCUGCACCCCCUGUUGACAGAGCUGGCACUGACGGACCCCGAAAAGCCCUUUGUGGCUGCUCGGGACGACUGCGCCCGCCCCCAGCGUUCCCCAGCCCUGGAGCUGCGUCUGGAGGGCCGGGAGGGCGGCGCUCUGUGGCCCCUGCUGGCCGUCACCCAGGGGGGGUUGAUCUUGGCCUGCCUGCCCCUGGUGGAUGCCCCUCCUGAGCCUCGGCCCCCGCUACCCAGCCUGGCCUCCGUGUCCCAGGCCCUCUCGCUGCUGGCGGGGCUGCAGGCUUUCCUGUGUGGGCCGGGGGGAAAGGCUGAAGCGGACCUCCUUGCCUCGCGUCUGGCCAUCUUGCCCGCUGUGGUCCUGCAAGUCUGCCCCCUGGGGACCCCUCUGGAUACCCCCCAGGCGGGUCUGCCACCAGCCCCCUCGCCGCCAGCCGCCGGGGCUCAGAAGCAGCCGGCCUGGAAGCCAGGCGGGCAUCGCGGGCGAGCCACGGUCAACGUGGCGCUGAGCGAGCACGUGCGCUCCAUGCAGUACGGUAGCCGCACCAAGCAGGACCUCUGGGACGUCUUCGGCACGGUCACCUGCAAGUGUGAGCUGGAAGGGGUGCUGCCGAACGUGACCGUCACCCUCAGUUUGCCGCCGAACGGCUCCCCGCUGCAGGACGUGCUGGUCCACCCCUGCGUGACCUCCCUGGACUCCAGCGUCCUGACCGCCAGCAGCGUGGACGACGGCGACGGCUCGGCUUUCUCCGGCCCCUACAAGUUCCCCUUCUCCCCGCCGCUGGAGCCUUUCUGCCUCUGCAGCUACACGUCGCAGGUGCCUGUGCCGCCCAUCCUGGGGUCCUAUCAGCUGAAGGAGGAGGAGCACCAGUUGAAGGUGACCGUCAGCCUGAAGUUGCACGAAAGUGUGAAGAACAGCUUUGAGUACUGCGAGGCACACCUGCCCUUCUUCAACAGGGGUCAGCUGACCAACGUGGACGUGCGUGUGAGCUCAGGCCAGCUGGAGGUAUCUCGAGAGAAGGGCCUUCUGGUUUGGGUGCUGGGUCAGAAGUUCCCCAGGUCCUUAGAGGUCUCCCUGGGAGGCACUGUGAGUUUCUCUGGGCAGGCGCAAGGGCCUGUUGAGCCUCUCUGCACAGGACUCACUGCGUACAUCAAGCUGUAUUUCAGAGUCCCUGACCUGACUCUUUCUGGAUGCUCGGUGGACCAGCACUCCGUGCAGGUGUACUCCUCCGCCAAGCCACGCAUCAGCACCUCCCGAGAGCUUGUGUCCUCAGAGUAUUACAUCUGGAACUCUACUGGGGAUGCCCCUGUUUCCUCUGGACUCAUGAUGCUGUAACUAGGUGUGGACGAGAGAGUGGAGCUCUGAUACUGGAGUCUCUACAAGCUACGCUUCAGGCACUGUCCUGUUUGUCCUUCACAAGACACGGCCGUCAGUGGAGAAAGGAAACAGAACAACAAAUUGAAUGUUUUGUCUCAAAAAGAAAAUAGCACUUUUGUAGGAAAGAGAGAAACAAUUCAAGACAUUGAAGAUGACUUAAUUAUUCAGUCUGCAAAUGUAAUUUUUGUUCUGCCCCUUCAGUAUGGCAGUGCUGAGAUUUGGGCAUGCUUGACUAAUUUCAGGUUGACCCUGUGAUUUUUCUGAGCCCUCGGACUCUGAACCACUGCCACCUGUUGAGGUCAAACAGCCGUAUUCUCGGCUGAAUGGUUCCUGACUUUCUCUGGGCUAAAUGGGAAGGUGUUUCUAUUAAUUAGCCCUUAACCACUUUACAAGGAGCCAGAAGAAAUACAGAUUCUACCUGAGUGGACGUCUUUUGCUUGUGCACAACUGCAAGCUUUGAAGUGCAGUUCAGUGCUGAGUUGCAACUUGUAAACAUAGGACUAACAAAUGGAAUAAACAACUUUGUUGUUGCACUGCUUGGGGAAUAUCCAACUUUGUUUUGUUGUUGGACCACUUGGUGGUUUUUCUUGCACUCUUCAUUUGUGUAAUAAAUAGUUCACAAGUAA
This is a messenger RNA of Lepisosteus oculatus (spotted gar), 3160 nucleotides long. RefSeq names its product adaptor related protein complex 5 subunit mu 1 (gene ap5m1). Gene Ontology annotation, biological process: endosomal transport. Lineage: Eukaryota; Metazoa; Chordata; Actinopteri; Semionotiformes; Lepisosteidae. The record is from RefSeq and is a predicted model, not a curated record. Gene Ontology annotation, cellular component: AP-type membrane coat adaptor complex; cytosol; late endosome.